Messenger RNA from Rosa chinensis, 1897 nucleotides. Its product is annotated as probable protein phosphatase 2C 55. Lineage: Eukaryota; Viridiplantae; Streptophyta; Magnoliopsida; Rosales; Rosaceae. The transcript has 5 exons. The coding region runs from base 425 to 1744 and encodes 439 amino acids. The record is from RefSeq and is a predicted model, not a curated record.
UGACUCGUGAGCUUUAAAAAAAAAAGGGCAAAAAAAGCAUUUUAUUUAAUUUUAGCUGAAGCAGCUUCCUCCCUCCCACCACGUGUUUUAUGUGGCUCAUCUGUGAACCUUACGCGCCCAACCAUAAACGGCAUAUUCCCAACAGCGAGAGAAGCUCCGGAGAUAGAUUGAAUCGGCCACCAUAUAUCUUCGGAGCUUCCAUUUAUAGCAAACCCUUAUCCAGUUUGGUCUGAUUCAAAGGAUCUGGCUUCCCUUGACCACGCUCAAAUAACGGUUACAGAGCCGUAGGAGCAGUUAGAUUUUAGGUUAAUGCGGUGAAUAGAUGUGCUCAGAGUGAUGAGAUUUUAUCUGGGAGAUAGAAUUUCAGGUUGGGUUUUGUUUGUGAGGGCUAUUGAAUUAAGGGUGUUUUGUAUAAGGAGUUAAAAUGCCAACUGCUAUACUACCCAAGGUGAACAGUACUAUACAUUCUGGUUUCUGGAGAGUGAUAAGCCAAAGCGGGAUACGAAAUUCGAAAAGUUUAGUACCUUGUCAGGGGAAAUUGUUGUCUCAAAACUCAGGGUUGGCGCGUUCUCUACCGUGUUCGACCCUUUUGGUACCGAACACUAGUAGAUAUAGUUUUGGUUCUUUAAACCAGGGAAAAGCUAUGGCAGCUUCAAGUUCGAAACCUGUGUUUGGAGGAGAUCUUUAUGUUGAUGACUUAAUUGCAAGUAGUGGGAAUGGCUUAGACUUCACAAAACCGGCUGGUGUGUUUUUUAAUGAUAGAAGUCGUAGCAGCUUCCUGAAAGCUAGCUUGAGUUUGAGAAGAAAAGAAUCGUUCAACGGUCGUCUAGUUUCUGUGCAUGUUGGACCUUGGUUGAGAAAUUUUCAUGCCUCGUCUUCCAUGUGCUAUGCUGCUGGUGCUGCUCAGAAUGUGUCAGUUGAUGGCAACUCCAAUGAAGAACAGCUUGCAAAUUCUACUGUUUUGUCUGAUCAACCUGUUUUGGGAGAGAGAACUCUGAAGCUACUUUCAGGAUCAUGUUACUUGCCACAUCCUGAGAAGGAGGAGACAGGAGGAGAGGAUGCCCACUUCGUUUGUGAAGAUGCACAGGCAAUUGGUGUAGCAGAUGGUGUGGGUGGAUGGGCUGAUGUUGGUGUUAAUGCUGGACUAUUUGCACGGGAACUUAUGUCUCAUUCUGUUAAGGCAAUUCAAGAGGAGCCUAAGGGUAGCUUUGAACCCGCCAGGGUGUUGGAGAAGGCCCACUCAUGCACCAAAGCAAAGGGUUCUUCAACAGCUUGCAUCAUUGGCCUUACUGAGAAGGGCUUACAUGCUAUCAAUCUUGGGGACAGUGGAUUCGUAGUGGUUAGAGAUGGAAGCACCAUCUUCCGAUCCCCUGUUCAGCAGCAUGGCUUCAAUUUUACAUAUCAGCUGGAAAGUGGCAGUGGGGCUGAUCUACCAAGCUCCGGUCAGGUAUUUUUGAUACCUGUCGCUGCAGGGGAUGUCAUUAUUGCUGGGACGGAUGGGUUGUUUGACAAUUUGUAUAAUAGUGAGGUUACUGCUGUUGUUGUUCAUGCCGUGAGAACUGGCUUGGAACCACAAGCAACUGCUCAGAAAAUAGCAGCUUUAGCACGCCAGCGAGCACUAGAUAAGAACAGGCAAACACCAUUUUCCACUGCUGCUCAAGAUGCAGGGUUCCGUUACUAUGGAGGCAAGCUUGAUGAUGUCACCGUUGUUGUGUCCUACAUAACUAGCUCCAUCAAGGUGUGACACAGUGAGGGACCUAGUGUAGAGAACCAUUUCCUUUGCAAAUGCUUUAUUUGCUUGCUUGCUUCUUGUAAGUUUGCGGAUUGGGCUUAGAAGUCUAUUACUCUGUUUUGCAAUGAAACACAGAGAGUGUUUUACUCAUCUUCGUUUUUCCUA